Molecule: messenger RNA, 631 nt
Organism: Mangifera indica (mango)
Lineage: Eukaryota; Viridiplantae; Streptophyta; Magnoliopsida; Sapindales; Anacardiaceae
Exons: 2
Coding region: 72-572 (166 amino acids)
Cellular component (GO): chloroplast
Source: RefSeq, a predicted model, not a curated record
UUUAAACCUGGCCAUACCAUAACAUUUCUGUAGCCUCUGCUUAGUGUCGAAUCUGGAGCUAGAGUUUCAAGAUGAGGCUCCAUACUAUUCUCAAUUCUUCUCCCUCCAUGUUCCUACUGUUUUCACGCUCGAACACCGCCUCUCUUCGCAGACCUACUGCCGUCAACUUCACCAUCAACAAAGCUUUGUUCAGCAGCAGGCAACAAAUUUCGAUGAGAAGCACUUGCUGUGGUGCUAGGAGGAGAGUGAGAUAUGAAGAAGAUGAAGAGGAAUAUGAGCACAAUGAGGAGAUCGCAAUGCUGGAAAUUUAUACUCAGUCUGCGAGAGGAGAAGCGCUUCUUGUGAAAGCACUUGUGGAUGAGCGGGAAGAGGAAGUGCUUAUUUUCAGGGGGUUUUCUUCCAGCUUGAGUGGGAGGACUUCACCAGAUCCAUCAAAAAGUGUGGUGCCAGCAAGGGCAGUGAUAAAAUCGAUUGACAGAAUCAAAGGGCCUUUUGAUCCUUCUAACAUUGAAUACAUUGAGAAACACAUUCAAUGGAAGGCCUUUAAGCCCCGCCUUCCCCCUCUUCCUUGAAUUAUAAUGUGUGUUCGAACUUAAGUGUUUAAUUAUUUAUCAAAAUAAUGUAUUAUUAU